UUACUUUAUCAUGUCGUACUGUAAAGUUAGAUAUUAGAUAGUUCAUAUUUCAAUAUUUCAUACUCUUGUAUUUCUUGUAAUGUAAGCUAUACUAGCAGGCUGUAGUCUGUACUUCUAUAGUUCAUAGAGUAUAAAAACUACUAUAGUAAAAGCACUAUAAGGUCUAUGUGUACUAUUUAAUAAUUAAAUAUAAAUUUAAAAUCCUCAGUGGCCUUGAUCAGUCUAUGUAUUUCUCUCAUUGAAUAGUUGUCGUGUGGAGACAAAUACUUAGACCACUUUAGUGUAUAGCUGUCUCAGUUCACACAUCAAUGGAAGUCCUCGAAGAAAAUCGUAAAGUCUUGUUACGCACUAAUGACCGUUUGACUAGUAUAAAAUCUAUUGCAGUAGAAACUGAAGAAAUUGGUUCUGCAAUUGUUCAAGAAUUAGGAGAACAAAGACAGACACUCAGUGGUACACGCAAUCGAUUAGAAGACAUUGACAGUUCCAGGCAAACUUCUCACCGUUAUGUCUCUGCUAUAAACAGACAUGUUCUCCAAGAUAAACUUAUGCUCAUACUCAUUAUUAUAAUUGAAGCUUGCUCUUUAGUUGGACUUGUCUACAUAAAAUUUAUAAAAAAAUAAUUUUAUCUAAACAAUGUAUAAUAUUUUAUACCUUAAUCUACUACAAAAUCAUACAAUUUUAAAUAUAUUAUUUUUAUAUUGUUA
Rhopalosiphum maidis (corn leaf aphid) is the source of this 704-nucleotide messenger RNA. RefSeq names its product vesicle transport through interaction with t-SNAREs homolog 1B (gene Vti1b). Bases 309 to 620 code for a protein of 103 amino acids. The record is from RefSeq and is a predicted model, not a curated record. Gene Ontology annotation, cellular component: endoplasmic reticulum membrane; SNARE complex; late endosome membrane. NCBI's taxonomy places the organism in Eukaryota, Metazoa, Arthropoda, Insecta, Hemiptera, Aphididae. The transcript is spliced from 2 exons. Gene Ontology annotation, biological process: macroautophagy; vesicle fusion with Golgi apparatus; intra-Golgi vesicle-mediated transport. Gene Ontology annotation, molecular function: SNARE binding; SNAP receptor activity.